AAAGGACAUGCAGGAAACAUGUUCUAGAAUUGGACAACUGGACUUUGAAAGGUGCAGAAUCAGAGAUGGAAACUGAGUUGAUACUGGCAGAAUUAGCAAGGCUGAAAUGGAAACAGAGGAAAAUGUCUGCUCGAUCCCUUCAGAAGCAAGAUGCCAUGGAGGACACUAAAGCAGAAAGCAGUGAAUAUAUUGAAGGGAAAAAAGAAAGGGAGGUAAUUAAUGGCAAUUCCCAAGAGCUGAAUAAAGACUCUUUGUCAAAGUCCAUGGAUGAUGGAACUGUUUCAUAUCAAAAUGAUGCACUUCAUCUCCAAAAAGGGAAUUUGGACCAAGGAGUUGGCAGCAAUUCAAAACCGAUGGAUUUUCUCGCUGUUCCUACACAUAAAUAUCCAAAUGACACUGUGACACGUCAGAGGAGAAAUGCCAUCAAACAUGAUUUUGUUGGUGGUGAGGACAUCUUGGUGAAAACAGAAGCAGAUGUCAAGGAGUCUUUUAUAGAAAUUCCUACCCCACCUCUUGAAAUCAAUUCAAAUUCUGCAGUAGUUUUUGAGGACAAUGAAAAGGCUCCACUUGAAGAUUUGGUGAGGCAGCUGACACCACAAGAUGAAGAAAAUGAAGCAAAUUUGACCACAGAAAAGAUGCAGAUUGAAAACCAUUCAGUACAAGAAGUGGAGUUGAAAAUUGAAUCUUUACAAGAGAUGGAGAUGAAAAAUAAUUCUCUGAGAAAGAUAGAAAAAGAGAAAAGAUCCAAUGUUAAUUUUUCCUCAGAAAGCAGGAGCCCAGUGUUGAAAAGAAGAAACUCAGACAUCAGCAGGAAGAAGAAAGGUCGAGAUUACAAGGUUGUUCAGUUUGUAGAGGAUGAACCUGAGCUGAUACAUUCCAAAAAAUCAUCAAUCAAGCAAGGCCACAGGGAGAAGGGGAUAAUGAAAAGUGAUGAAAAGCAUAAACUGUUAGAGGAGAUCCAACAACUCCGGGAGGAAAAACUGCGAGAAGAAGAGAAAAGAAAGGAGCUGGAACAAACUUUAGAGUCUGUGAAAAACUGGGAGACAACUCAAAGGCUUCAAAAGGUGUUGGAUGAGAAGAAAAAGAAACAAGCCAGGGAAGCAGAAAGACUGAGACAGGAGAUGUUUGAAAAUAACAGGAAACGGAGACAGGUGUUUGAGAAAGAACUUUUGCUAAAAGUGUCCAGAAACCGGAAAGAAAGAGAGAAAAUGAUUCGCUACCAGAGACAGAAGCAGGAACAGGAGGAAAUGUUGAGGGAAGGAGCUAUGAGUAAUUUUGUUCAGUCCAUGUUGAACAUGUGGAGACCUCAUCUUAGUCCAAGGUCAUCUGUUAAGGAGCAGGAGAGCAUGGAUGGUGUGGAGGUCAACGGGCAUUCCUCCUCUGGGAAGACUGAGACCAAUGAGAUAAUAGAUGACCCCCUGUAUUCUAGAAUCCACAAAUCCUCAUCUUCAUCAACAUUACCAUCUAUAAAAAGUCUAGGAAAGACAAAACAGAAGAAGAAGAAAGACCAUUUGCUACAAUCAAGGAAAGCUGCUUCAUUUGACUUGAGUACAAAUUUCAAUGAUGAAGACCUUUACGAACGAGCUAAUGAAUUACAUCCAGACCUCUACAUUUCAUCACAUGCUAAUGAUGAUUUAAUGAAUAGUUAUAACCUGGUUCCACCAGAGCACCAUUCAGACAAUGUGGUCACCACAACCAUUUCUGUCUGAAAUGUCAUUCAGCAGGGACUGUCACUAUUGCAUAAUGAUUGGAUUGGUAUGAAGACUUGUGUGAAAGAAACAUUUUAACUAUGUGAAAUGACUGAAAUACUAGACUGGUGUUUGGAACAUAGGACUUUUUUUUUGUGUUUACUUAUUUACAUUUACAUGCAUAGAUUUUAUGACCUCAUACAAUUUGAACAGAUUCCUGAAAGUCAUGUAUAAUGGAUUAUUUGUUUUGAAACAAUAUGUAUUAUGCUUAUGGCAACAAAUGCUUGGUUGUAAAAGCGAAGAUGGCUUGCUGAUGCCUUGAUCUCAGUAAGGGAUUGAUCCACUGCCGCUAUCCGUCCACCUAUCAAUGAAAGGAUGCUUAUUUCAUUUCUUGUGAAUUCCAAACAUAGUAUUAACAAAAGUGUGUAAGUAUAAGCAACCACCAGAUCACAAAUUGAAGUUUGUAAAUUUGUACUUUUAUAUGUCUAUAUUGUUUACUGCUUGGCUAUUUUCACGGUUGUACAUUGUAUACAGCAUAAAUCUCGUAUAAGUUUGUGUACAUUCUGUUAUAAACUAAGAAUUUAUAUCUAUUGUAUAUAAAGGUUUUAUUCACUGUAGUUUAAAUUUUCACGGUGUGGUCGACAAUGAUAAUGGUGAACAUUCAAUUGCAGCGAAAAUAAGGCAACAUCCAUUCUAUGUUACUAUACUGAGGCAUAUGCUUAUUUAUUGUAUGGUAUGAUUUAGCUAAAAGUGGCUGGAAACGUUUACAAAAUGUCACCUAGUGUGAAGUAGACUAGUUCACUCAUCGUUCCGUCCCCGCCAGUGCUGAAGCCUAGUACUCGCAAACGAUAGAGGUAGUUCUUCUGAAUGCCGUAUAGAACGGCAUUGUCCACCCUGUCCACACGAACAUCCGAUGCUGUUCUUAUGUCAUCUCCGUCCAACCAGUACCGUAGCUGUUCAGAAGGAAAUGUAUCAAAACAUCCAUAGGGUACAUUUAUCAAUUGACAAUUGGACAUAGUUAUUAAAACGUUAAUAUGAACAGUGAACUGAUAAUUAAUAGUUUUACAUUUUCUUUUUGCUCAUAGAUUUUCUGUAAUGGGUUUGUGUGCAAUAUAAAUAAAGGAAUAUAUUUGA
Molecule: messenger RNA, 2822 nt
Organism: Ostrea edulis (European flat oyster)
Lineage: Eukaryota; Metazoa; Mollusca; Bivalvia; Ostreida; Ostreidae
Product: DNA ligase 1-like
Exons: 10
Coding region: 66-1709 (547 amino acids)
Source: RefSeq, a predicted model, not a curated record